Messenger RNA from Quercus lobata, 1788 nucleotides. RefSeq lists its product as uncharacterized. The record is from RefSeq and is a predicted model, not a curated record. The coding region runs from base 180 to 1484 and encodes 434 amino acids. Lineage: Eukaryota; Viridiplantae; Streptophyta; Magnoliopsida; Fagales; Fagaceae. The transcript is spliced from 5 exons.
CGCAUCUCUAUAAUAAAAUUCACUUCUCCCGAAAAUGGCGAAACAAAAGACCUCUCAAUUGCUUUAACACAAGCACACACGGACCUCUCUCUCUCUCUCUCUCUCUCUCUCUCUUCUCAUUUCAUUGAACACAAGCACACAGUCACAGACACAGUGAGCUCACUACUUUUUGGAGAUAGAUGAUGGCUUCAUCGUCCUCUCAGCCCUUGAAAAUUGAGAAAUUGAGCUCCAAUGCCUUUCCUCAGCCUCAGCUUUCAACUCAGCCUCUGCUUCAGCCUCAGUCUCAGCCUCAGCCUCAGCCUCAGUCUACCUCUUCUUCUUCGUCCUCUCAACCCUUGAAAAUUGAGAAAUUGAGCUCCAAUGCCUUUCCUCAGCCUCAGCUUUCAACUCAGCCUCUGCUUCUGCCUCAGCCUCAGCCUCAGUCUACCUCUUCUUCGUCCUCUCAACCCUUGAAAAUGGAGAAAUUGAGCUCCAAUGUCUUUCCUCAGCCUCAGCUUUCAGCUCAGCCUCUGCUUCAGCUUCAGCCUCAGCCUCUGCUUCAUCCUCAUCCUCAGCCUCAGCCUCAGCCUCAGUCUACCUCUACCUCUGCAGCACAGUACUCUUCUUCACGCCUUUCAGAACCAGUGAUGCACAAGAACCGCCUGCAGGAAUACACACAAAGGUUGGGCAUUCAGAUGCCAAUGUAUAAAACUAGAAAUGAGGGAAUGCAACAUGCGCCAAAGUUUAGAUCAACAGUGGAAGUGGAUGGAUGCAUCUAUACCUCUCCAAACACUUUUUCGCUUAGAAAAACAGCCGAACAAGACGUUGCCAAACUUGCAUUGGAGCACAUAUUAAAGAAGAUAAAGGAUGAAGGAUGUCCUCAUAUUCAUGAGGAUAAGAUAUUUUGCAAGUCUAUCCUCAAUGAGUUUGCUGUCAAGAUGAACCUGGAGAAGCCUACUUACAAUACUGUUAAGCUAGAACGAGAAGGGUUCCUUCCAGUUUUCAUGUCUACUUUGGUUUUCAACGGUUUAUGUCAUACUGGUGAACUUGGUAGAAACAAGAAAGAAGCUGAACAAUUGGCAGCACGUGCUGUUAUUAUUUCUCUUUUGGGUAAUUCUGGGUUGGGAACGGUUCUUUCUGAGAUAAUCAAGUCUAAAGACAAACUCUAUGCUGCAUUGCAUAAAUUGAAGGAUACAAGCCAUGCGAAUAUCAGUGCUGUACCCCAGGCUGUUGGAGUUAGUAUAGGACAAGGUUCUGGGCAAGUUAGCCGUGAACUCAUUUUAUCAAAACCUGAACCAUCUCAAGCAGUGAAUUUGCCAAUUGAAUUUGUGCCUGCUGUGUUACCAGAGCCUUCAGAUGUAGGUCCAAGUUCCUUGAAGAAGCGCCGCAAGAAUAAGAAGAAACCUAACAAGAAAUUGCGGUCUGACACUCAGUUGUCAAUUGCCGGCUUUCCUAUUACUCAAGCCCCAAUAACUCAAGCUCCACCCUGUUCGGUAGCCCAAUAAAGAAACUUGCUCUUAUGUGUAUGAAUUGUGUAUAUAUUUAGUUUAGGUUGGCUUAAAGCUGUCAUAUUGGGUUUAGUAAGAAAUUAAUCUCUCCCCAUUUUAUGCUUUGGAAACUUGCUCUGUAGUGUAAGUGUAUAUAUUUUGUUUAGGUGGAAUCAAAGCUCUCAUUUUGAGUUUUGUUAGGCAUUAGUCCCUCUCUGUUUUAUGCUUUGUAAUUAAAAUACUUUAUAUGGAUCUGUGUACCUGUUACUAUUAUGGAAAAACCUGCCACAUCAUGUGGUUGCAUCUUGCUAAUUUUUUUGUU